This is a messenger RNA of Botrytis sinoallii, 948 nucleotides long. RefSeq lists its product as uncharacterized. The record is from RefSeq and is a predicted model, not a curated record. NCBI's taxonomy places the organism in Eukaryota, Fungi, Ascomycota, Leotiomycetes, Helotiales, Sclerotiniaceae. The transcript is spliced from 4 exons. The coding region runs from base 1 to 948 and encodes 315 amino acids.
AUGGUUGAGUGCAAAUUGCAUCUGCUCAAGGAUAAAUGCAUUCGUGGACGCGGUAGACGUCAAGUAACUUGGCAACGAGUCAUUUCCAUACUCUCAUUCCUUUCUGUUGUACACGCGUUGUUCCUCUCUCUUUCCCAAACUGACGGCAUUAUUUUCAAUAUGAGGACUGCAAGCUUGUUGGUCUUUCUGGCCUUUGCUAGAGGUAUUUUGGGUGCUAUCUGCACUCAAGAUCAAUGUGCUGAUGCCAUUACAUCAAUCGGUGAAAUCAACGUUGGUCUCCAAAGUCGUUCAUUAGAUUGCGCCAAGUUCAUAGCUACUACUGUCACUCCCAAUGCUUCAAUUGCUUUGAUAACUACGUCUGCUAAUAUGGAAGAUUAUCCCUAUGUUCCUUCUCAAACAACAGCCGAUCAUGGUACAAUUCCUACUUACGCAUCAUAUUGUACCGACGCAGCUGCAUAUUCCUCCGCCUGUGAUUGUGCGGGAGUUACAACUUCAGUAGUUGUCGCUCCAACUCCAACUACCUAUCUCUACGAUAAAUUACCACUUUGCGCCAAUCCAGCUACAUGUGCACAAGGAUAUAGUAAUGCUGCUUGUGGAGGUGGUGCUGGUAUUUGUAUUCCUGGUGGAGGGAAUGAUGAUUCUGGUUUCUGUGUCGCUGCAGGAACUUGCGGAAUUGUCUGCGAAAACAAUUCAGACUGUACAACUGGUAUCUGUCUUAGGGAUGUUUGUUGUGGUUCUACCUGUUAUAAUCCUUCGGUUCAAUUUGUUACGACAUACCCUCCUACUCCCAACAAGCUUGCCAAGAAAGACUUUAGAAAUUUUAAGGAUCUUUUCAACAAGUUCAAUAUGGCAAAAUCGAAAUUAUUAGGCUCUUCGAAGAACAAAAUCUUGGGUACUUAUCUACCUGAAAACCCUCAGCCUACGAAUUUCUUCAAAGGUGGAUUUUGA